Molecule: messenger RNA, 477 nt
Organism: Anarrhichthys ocellatus (wolf-eel)
Lineage: Eukaryota; Metazoa; Chordata; Actinopteri; Perciformes; Anarhichadidae
Gene: ly97.3
Product: lymphocyte antigen 97, tandem duplicate 3
Exons: 4
Coding region: 88-366 (92 amino acids)
Source: RefSeq, a predicted model, not a curated record
AAAGAGGGAAGGAAAGGUGAACACAUCUCAGUCACUGGCAGAAACGGAGACAGACUAACCAGCAAGGCUGCAGUGUAUGACAGAACGAUGAAGUUGUUGGUCUUAGCUUUAGCUGUCACCCUGCUGUUUGCAGCUGGUGAAGCCCUGAACUGCCACCGGUGUAUCUCCAAAGAAGCUGGAGGAACCUGUGAGCUCACUGUCGAGACCUGCAAGCCAGAGAAGAAUGUCUGCGCUGCUGUCCAAUUCCUCAGUGCACCAUAUGGCCAAAAGCAGAAAUGCAUGGCUCUGUCAGAGUGCAUAAUGCUGAGGAUGAAUGCUUACAUCGACAUCAAGUGCUGUACAGAAGACAUGUGCAACACCUUCUAAAAUGGCAAUGAAUUGGAGUAUAUUUGAGGCGCAUACGCAUGUGUGAAUUCAAAGCUAAAUUUGCUGUCAAUCCUUUCCUUUGACGAAUAAAAGCAGUUUGACAAAGAGUGA